ACAUUUUCAUCUUCUAUAUUAAAGAAAUUCAAUCGUUAUGCCACCAAGAAAUUCCAACCAGUCUCGAUCCAAGUCAUUCAUCCCUUAUUUGGCUUUCAUCAUCUUUUCUGCCAUCUUUGUUUUCAAGGUCGACGUUAUUAUUUCUCAAACCAUCUCUUCGGCUCGCCGUAACGUAGAAAUUGCUACUAGUGCUCCAAAUGUUGUCAUCGGAAAUGGUACAUUUCACCGUCACUUUAUUGUCUCCUGGGGCGAGAGUCGUGCUCGGAUACUCGAGGACGGUGAGUUACUUGAGCUCUCACUCGACAAAUUCUCAGGAUCAGGCUUCGAGUCAAAGAAAGAAUUCUUAUUUGGAAAGAUUGACAUGCAAAUAAAGCUUGUUCCUGGCGACUCGGCUGGAACUGUCACAACUUACUACUUGUCAUCCGAAGGUGAUCACCAUGACGAGAUAGAUUUCGAGUUUCUCGGCAAUUCAAGUGGGAAUCCGUACACGCUUCACACCAAUGUGUUUAGCCAAGGAAAGGGUGAAAGAGAACAGCAAUUCUUUCUAUGGUUUGAUCCAACUGAAGAUUUCCACACAUAUACCAUUCUUUGGAACCCUAGAUGCAUCCUCUUCUACGUCGACGGCAUUCCAAUUAGAGAAUUCAAAAACUUAGAAAGACGACGAGUUCCAUUCCCAAAAGAUCAACCUAUGAGAAUCUACUCAAGUUUAUGGGAUGCAGAAGAAUGGGCUACGCAGCAUGGUCUGGUUAAAACGAACUGGACUUUGGCACCUUUUACUGCUGGAUACAGAAAUUUUUCUGCAGAAGCUUGCGUUUGGUCAUACAAAACUAAAUCUUCUGCUUGUAAUUCUAAUGACUUUAAGUCAAAAAGAUGGCUAAAAACGGGGUUGGAUUCAAGAAGCCGUGCAGAAAUGAAAAGAUUGCAGAAGAAGCAUAUGGUAUAUGAUUAUUGUAAGGAUAAAUGGAGAUUUCCCAAGGGUCCUGGAAGAGAAUGCAAAUUUCAGUAGACAUGGACUCGAUAUAGAUUCAUUUAUCCUGACAAUUUUCCAUUAAUUACCAUUAAUUGGUAACAAUUUUCUUCAAUUUUUGAUUGGUAGCUAGCUAGACAUUUGUUUUGUAUAUGUAACUCUUUCGAAAUUCAUUUCUUUUCAAUGAAAGUCC
Molecule: messenger RNA, 1160 nt
Organism: Olea europaea var. sylvestris
Lineage: Eukaryota; Viridiplantae; Streptophyta; Magnoliopsida; Lamiales; Oleaceae
Product: probable xyloglucan endotransglucosylase/hydrolase protein 25
Exons: 5
Coding region: 38-1006 (322 amino acids)
Biological process (GO): cell wall biogenesis; xyloglucan metabolic process
Cellular component (GO): apoplast; cell wall
Molecular function (GO): xyloglucan:xyloglucosyl transferase activity; hydrolase activity, hydrolyzing O-glycosyl compounds
Source: RefSeq, a predicted model, not a curated record